Molecule: messenger RNA, 2738 nt
Organism: Cucumis melo (muskmelon)
Lineage: Eukaryota; Viridiplantae; Streptophyta; Magnoliopsida; Cucurbitales; Cucurbitaceae
Product: phosphatidylinositol 4-kinase gamma 8
Exons: 4
Coding region: 628-2277 (549 amino acids)
Source: RefSeq, a predicted model, not a curated record
GGGGGCUGUUGUCUCUAAAGAGCGGAUGAUGCGGCCAUGGAAGCGGAUGAGAGAGAGCUAAGAGAAAGUGAAAAAAUGGGGAAGAAGGGGUUUUGAGGUUAGUUAUUGACAGUUUUGGUUUUAGCAAAAUAACCUGUCCCAAUUCAGCCAAAUUUGGAAAAUGGCCAAAAAAAGGAGGCGAUGGAUGUGGAAGAAACAGAGUGGGGAAAUUGGGAUUGAUAAAAGGGGUUGGGGUUGUGGGAUUUUUGGGCACUGCAUUGGGGUUGAGGAAUUUCUUCUUCUUUUAUACUGGUCAAAGGGGAGCGGGAGGGCUCUCUUUCUGAAUUUUGCCGGUGACCCAACUGGUUUCUCUCGCGCUCCCAUUCUCCUGUUUGUCUCCCUGAAUGCCUUAGCCAGUGUUCAGGAUCAUUCUGGUGACUUAACUGCAAAGGGGCGUGGGAUUAAUAGGUUGUGAUUGAUUCCAGAAAAAUGGGUGGAAGUCGGCAUGCGUUUGUUGUAAAUCAUGCAUGAAGUACAAAGCUGCAUCUGAUAUUUUACAACUUAAUCUGACCUUAAUGGGAAAGGCAGAUCCUUAGGGAAAACCGCGAUUUUUUUUCUUUCAUUGGCAUACAAUUGUCAUUCAGCUGUAUGAAAUUGUACACGAUGGCCGUUGUAGUUGAUCAGCGUCGUGAAUUUAAGGCAUUUUGCCGGUCUCAGAGAUGUAGACUUCAAUCUUAUACCCAUCUUGACUUCAGCAAUUGCGAAAUUGAUCAAAAUAAUUUUGUCAACUCCUUGAGAGAAGCAUUUGAAGUUGCUUGUAUACAUCGAAGCUUUUCAACACCCUGCCUAUCUUUGGUAGAAGAAGUUGACUACAAGCCAAAAAUUAGAAUCAUGGUUGGCCGAGGUACAAGGCUACAUGGUGUCAUAGAAGAGGCUGUAAAUGCUUUGGCAUCCGGUGUUGAUCCAGUACCGGUGUCAAGUGGUCUAGGUGGUGCGUAUAUCUUGCGUAAUGAGGGUGGAGUUAACAUUGCUGUGGUAAAGCCUAUUGAUGAAGAGCCAUUUGCCUGUAAUAAUCCAAAAGGAUUUGUUGGUAGGUUGAUGGGUCAACCUGGUCUGAAACGCUCAGUUCGGAUUGGUGAAACUGGUGUCCGUGAAUUGGCAGCUUAUUUGCUCGACUACGGUGGGGUUGUCGGUGUUCCUCCAACAGCUUUGGUAGAAAUCUCUAAUGUUGGAUUCCAUGUUAAUAAUUCAUACGGGAUUCCAGCUGCACCACGCAAGAUUGCUUCACUCCAGAGUUACGUAGAUCAUGAUUGUGAUGCUGGAGAGCUCGGUCCCUCUAGUUUCUCUGUUGCUGCAGUUCAUCGCAUAGGAAUUUUUGAUAUAAGGCUCUUAAAUAUUGAUAGGCAUGCAGGCAAUUUACUCGUGAAGAAGAAACAAAGGCAUGAAAGUUGUGAUGUUGGGGUGGUCGAGCUUGUGCCAAUUGAUCAUGGACUUUGCCUUCCUGAGUGGCUUGAUGAUCCGUAUUUCGAAUGGCUUCACUGGCCUCAAGCCUCGGUUCCUUUCUCUGAGACUGAACUUGAGUACAUUGCCAAUCUUGAUCCUUUCAAAGAUGCAGAACUCUUGAGAUCUGAGCUUCCUGCUAUAAGGGAGGCCUCCAUUAGAAUCCUCAUCCUGUGCACCAUUUUUCUGAAAAAGGCUGCAGCUAUUGGACUUUGUCUUGCUGACAUUGGCGAAAUGAUGACCCGGGAAUUUGGCAGUGGAGAAGAAAACUUAAGUGCAUUAGAGAACCUUUGUGCUCGAGCUAUGGCCAUUGUACCGAUUAUCAUUUCGGGCGAGCAUGACGGUGAACAAGAAAAAAGUGACCUAGAAAUGUUUAAAUUUGAAAGUGAAAGCAAAUAUGAUGGUCACAACAAAGAGGUUUCUUAUCCUCAACUCCGAGGAACUUCUGAAGUCCCCAAGCCUCCAAAAGCUCCUAAGCUCCAAUGUCUUGAUUAUCCAACUGAAUCAGAGACUACACCAUUAACCAAUAUCGAAACUGAUGAAAACAUACACAAGGAUGACAUCGACUGUAACUACAUUGUUCCAAAAAGUAGUAACCAUGGUAGUUUGAUCAAGAGCAAGAGUUUCUCGGUGCAAAACCUUCAGAUCGAGAGUGAGGCAAUCAUGUUUGGAGAAAUGAGUAGGGACGAGUGGGAGCUGUUCUUGGAUAGUUUUGAGAAGCUUUUACCCGAAGUACUUGACAAGACGAGGUGUGUGGGCUCAAAGCUUCAGAGGAUGGGAACUUCUUGCAAGUUCUGAUUUGUUUCCUCCGGAGGAGAUUGAAUUCGUAGCGAAAUGAGAUGGAAGUGAAAUGCAGUUUGCUCAUCUUUGUAACUAGAGAAGGAACUGUACAUUAUAUUAUUAUGGUAAAAGGAGACCUUUUCAUAGAAUAGAUGACCACGACGAUAAAGAUGAUGGUGAUGAUAACGAUGAUAGGGUCAGAAAAGGAAAAGUGAGUGGUGAGUUAGGCAGCCAUCCUUUCCUUGGUGUAACUUUUCUUUUUUAUUAUAAAUUUUCCUCGUGUUUUCUUUUGCUUGUAACACAAAUCAAAUGCCUGCAUUGAAAAUCUUUUUGUUGCAGGUCGUGAUGUGUUCUUUAGAAAAUAUUCUUCAGCUCUUUCCCUCUUUUGUAAUCCCAUAUUUCAUUUACUUAUAUAAGUAUAUAUGUAUAUGUAUGUGUACAUUUUGUAUUCAGCACACAAACAUUUUGUUGAUGUUCUU